Messenger RNA from Uncinocarpus reesii 1704, 342 nucleotides. RefSeq lists its product as uncharacterized. The transcript has 4 exons. The record is from RefSeq and is a predicted model, not a curated record. The coding region runs from base 1 to 342 and encodes 113 amino acids. Lineage: Eukaryota; Fungi; Ascomycota; Eurotiomycetes; Onygenales; Onygenaceae.
AUGCCUUCAGCAGGCAUCGUUGAUGAUCCCGGAUCCACCUAUCAAAUAGCUGCAGGUUGUUCUGCCGAUUUCGAGAAAAGCUUGCUGAGUGCGUUCGCGGCGUGUUUGUCGAAGGAACAGUACAAAGGUUGGCUCCGCCUUUCUCAGUUGCCCCACGCUAAUGAUGAACUUGAAAACAUGGGUCGAUUGAGGUACCGCGUUCCACUCGAGCACCAUGUGGUGAAUCAAUCCGACGGACUUAUGGACAGGAUUGAAUCCGCGACCGUUCUACCCAGCGAGUCGCGACAAGCCAACACUUGGCGGCCAAUUGCGAUUAACGCGACCAUGAGAGAUAUGGGCUAA